GGUAACAAAAGAAUGAGGAGGAGGGCGCCAAGGAUAAAAGACGGAGUGGGUGGAAGUUGGAGCUUGGAAGGCGUUGAAGAGGGGUUGAAUGUUGUGGAAUGAGAGAGAGGUUUAGGGGUUGAUUGAGGUUUUGUGGUAUGGAGAGCUAUCUCAACGACAACUUUGGGGGUGUGAAGCCCAAGAACUCUUCCGAGGAGGCCCUCCAGAGAUGGAGGAAGCUUUGCUGGGUUGUUAAAAACCCUAAGCGAAGGUUCCGUUUCACUGCUAAUCUCAGCAAGCGAUUCGAAGCUCAAGCUAUUCGACGCUCCAAUCAGGAGAAGUUUAGAGUAGCAGUUCUAGUUUCACAGGCUGCGCUUCAGUUUAUUCAUGGUUUGUCCAGUGACUACAUGGCACCUGAGGAAGUAACAGCUGCAGGUUUUCAAAUUUGUGCUGAUGAGUUGGGAUCAAUUGUGGAAGGCCAUGACUUAAAAAAGCUGAAAAUUCAUGGUGGGGUUCAGGGUAUUGCAGAGAAGCUCUCCACAUCAACCACCAAUGGUAUUCCUAUGGCUGAUGAUCUGUUGAAUAAAAGAAAGGAAAUUUAUGGAAUUAAUAAAUUCACUGAAACCAAAGUCCCUGGUUUCUGGGUUUUUGUGUGGGAAGCCCUUCAUGAUAUGACCCUUAUGAUACUUGCUGUUUGUUGCUUUGUGUCUCUUCUUGUUGGCAUAAUAAUGGAAGGAUGGCCAAAGGGUGCACAUGAUGGACUUGGAAUCGUUGCAAGUAUUCUGCUUGUUGUAUUUGUCACUGCUAUAAGUGAUUAUAGACAAUCUUUGCAGUUCAAGGAUUUGGACACAGAGAAGAAAAAGAUUACAGUUCAGGUUACUAGAGAUGGGCAGAGGCAAAAGAUAUCAAUAUAUGAUCUAGUUCCAGGUGAUAUUGUUCAUCUUUCCAUUGGAGAUCAGGUCCCAGCUGAUGGACUUUUUGUUUUAGGAUUUUCUUUGUUGAUAAAUGAGUCCAGUUUGACAGGAGAGAGUGAGCCAGUUCAUGUGAAUUCCGAGAAUCCUUUUCUCUUGUCUGGAACUAAAGUUCAGGAUGGGUCAUGCAAAAUGCUUGUGACUACUGUUGGGAUGAGAACCCAAUGGGGUAAAUUGAUGGCAACUCUUAGUGAAGGAGGGGAUGAUGAGACCCCAUUGCAGGUAAAACUAAAUGGAGUGGCAACCAUCAUUGGAAAACUCGGCCUGUUUUUUGCUGCUGUGACUUUUGCUGUUCUGGUGCAAGGAUUGUUCAGCCGCAAACUCCGAGAGGGGUCCCACUGGAGCUGGUCUGGAGAUGAUGCACUGGAAAUGUUGGAAUUCUUUGCUGUUGCUGUUACAAUUGUUGUGGUCGCAGUUCCUGAGGGGUUGCCCUUGGCUGUGACAUUGAGCCUUGCUUUUGCCAUGAAGAAGAUGAUGCAUGAUAAGGCACUUGUCCGUCAUCUGGCUGCCUGUGAGACCAUGGGAUCUGCCACAAGUAUUUGCAGUGACAAGACAGGAACUCUAACUACUAACCACAUGACUGUUGUGAAGGCAUGCAUUUGUGGAAAAAUCAAGGAAGUGAGCAGCUCUGAGGAAACUUCUAGUUUCUGCUCUGGAAUUCCUGAUUUUGCUGUUAGAAUUUUACUUCAAUCAAUAUUUAACAACACUGGGGGAGAAAUUGUCACCAACAAAGACAACAAAACUGAGAUACUAGGAACACCCACUGAAGCUGCUCUUUUGGAAUUCUGUUUGUUGCUUGGUGGGGAUUUCCAAGCAGAACGGCAAGCAUCAAAACUUGUGAAAGUUGAACCAUUCAAUUCUGCAAAGAAACGAAUGGGAGUGGUUCUAGAGAUUCCUGGAGGAGGUUUUCGGGCCCACUCUAAAGGUGCUUCUGAAAUAGUUUUGGCUUCAUGUGACAAAGUCAUAGACUCGAAUGGUGAUGUUGUUCCUCUCAAUGAAGCAUCAUUCAAUCAUCUGAAGGAUACAAUUGAAAGAUUUGCUAGUGAAGCUCUUCGAACCCUAUGUCUUGCUUAUAUGGAACUUGGAAGUGAGUUCUCUGCAGAGAAUCCUCUUCCCAGUAAAGGAUAUACUUGUAUAGGAAUUGUGGGUAUCAAAGAUCCAGUUCGCCCAGGUGUCAAGGAGUCUGUUGCAAUUUGUAGAUCAGCUGGUAUUUCUGUCCGGAUGGUUACUGGAGACAACAUAAACACUGCAAAGGCAAUUGCUAGAGAAUGUGGCAUUCUGACUGACGAAGGCAUAGCAAUUGAAGGUCCAGUAUUUCGUGAGAAGAGUGAGGAGGAAUUGCAAAAACUAAUUCCAAUAAUUCAGGUAAUGGCUCGAUCUUCACCAUUGGAUAAGCAUAUCCUUGUGAAACACUUGAGAACUGCAUUGGAAGAAGUUGUUGCAGUGACUGGGGAUGGUACAAAUGAUGCUCCUGCACUUCAUGAAGCAGACAUUGGGCUUGCAAUGGGCAUUGCUGGAACAGAGGUGGCAAAAGAGAGUGCUGAUGUCAUAAUUAUGGAUGAUAACUUCUCCACUAUUGUGACUGUGGGCAAAUGGGGACGCUCAAUUUACAUUAACAUUCAGAAAUUUGUUCAAUUUCAGUUGACAGUCAAUAUAGUUGCCCUAGUUGUAAACUUUUCUUCAGCAUGUUUGACAGGAAAUGCUCCCCUGACCGCGGUUCAGCUUCUGUGGGUCAACAUGAUUAUGGAUACACUGGGAGCACUUGCACUGGCUACUGAACCUCCUAAUGAUGAGUUAAUGAAAAGAUCUCCAGUGGGAAGGAAAGAAAAUUUCAUCAGUAAUGUGAUGUGGAGAAAUAUCAUUGGGCAGUCUCUCUAUCAAUUUGUCGUAAUAUGGUUUCUUCAAACAAGAGGGAAAGCAUUUUUCCAUCUUGAUGGCCCGGAUUCUGAUUUGAUUCUAAACACAAUUAUUUUCAACACCUUUGUCUUUUGUCAGGUUUUCAACGAGAUCAACUCCAGGGAGUUGGAGAAGAUAAAUGUCUUCAAGGGCAUGCUAAGGAACCAUGUGUUUGUAGCUGUAGUCACAUGCACUGUCAUAUUUCAAAUCAUAAUCGUCCAGUUCCUUGGUACCUUUGCAAACACAUCCCCUCUUACUAUGCAGCAGUGGAUUGGUAGCAUUCUCCUUGGAUUCCUGUGCAUGCCAAUAGCAGCUGCCUUAAAAAUGAUUCCUGUGGAUGGAAAAUGAAAUCAAGGCAAACUGGAUAGUAUUGAUAAUGUGCCUUUAUGAGAACCUAAUGUUAAUUAGGAGCAAUGGAGAGAAAAUGAGCUUCUUGUUUAUUAUGCACACAAGCUCAUGGUGGAUGGUGCCUGAUUUCAACAUUGGAACUACUAUUGCCUUACAGUUAUUGUAUCAGAAAGUGAAAGGGCGUUUUUCAUAAUUGGGAAGCAGUUUCAAGGAUUUUAAGGAGUUUGCAGUAGUCUGUGGCACCCCUCCUAAUCUGACUGAUCUCACGACUCAGUUUCAUUAUCUAUUCUGAAUCUUUCCUGAAAUGUAAAUAAAGCUCAAUUACAAGGGCUCCUCCUAAAAUAUAAAUGCAUUAUGCAACUCAAAGGAUAUGUAAUUUUUAUUCAUAAUUACAACACAAUCUAAAAAUACUUUAUCGGAACCUGGUGAUUCUUUUAUUCAUUAUAUACGCCAUACAUUUGUUUGGAUUCCACCCAGCAA
Molecule: messenger RNA, 3674 nt
Organism: Vitis riparia (riverbank grape)
Lineage: Eukaryota; Viridiplantae; Streptophyta; Magnoliopsida; Vitales; Vitaceae
Product: calcium-transporting ATPase 1-like
Exons: 8
Coding region: 138-3194 (1018 amino acids)
Biological process (GO): calcium ion transmembrane transport
Cellular component (GO): intracellular membrane-bounded organelle; membrane
Molecular function (GO): calmodulin binding; ATP binding; ATP hydrolysis activity
Source: RefSeq, a predicted model, not a curated record